AGCCCUAGAGAGAGUGCCCAUUGCGAUUUGCGAACCGAAGGCCGAGCGAAAUCAAGGGGAAACGAGACGCAGCGACGACAGCGGUGAGGUAGGCGGAAGGCGAUGGCGUCUGCCGCGGUGGAGAAAAAGCAACCGGCGGAGGUGGAGGGCGAGAUGUGCGCGCCAGCAGCGCGGGUGAGAGGAGUCGGCGGCGAGGGGUUGCGGCAGUACUACGUCCAGCACAUCCAUGAUCUCCAGCUCCAGAUCAGGCAGAAGGCGAACAACCUCCAGCGCCUCGAGGCCCAACGGAACGAUCUCAACUCUCGCGUCAGAAUGCUCCGAGAAGAGCUGCAGCUGCUUCAGGAGCCUGGUUCGUAUGUUGGAGAGGUGGUGAAAGUGAUGGGGAAAUCCAAGGUCCUAGUCAAGGUUCAUCCAGAAGGCAAAUAUGUUGUUGAUAUUGAUAAGAGUAUUGAUAUCACUAAGUUGACGCCAUCAACCAGAGUCGCACUUCGCAAUGACAGUUAUGUUCUUCAUCUUAUCCUACCCAGCAAAGUGGACCCUCUGGUCAAUCUAAUGAAAGUGGAAAAGGUUCCUGAUUCAACCUAUGACAUGAUUGGUGGUCUUGACCAGCAAAUCAAAGAGAUUAAGGAGGUUAUUGAGCUUCCAAUCAAGCAUCCGGAAUUGUUUGAAAGUCUUGGAAUUGCUCAACCAAAGGGAGUCCUGCUUUAUGGCCCACCUGGCACAGGGAAAACUCUGUUGGCGAGGGCUGUUGCUCAUCAUACGGAUUGCACCUUCAUUAGGGUUUCUGGUUCUGAGUUGGUUCAGAAAUACAUUGGAGAAGGCUCUCGAAUGGUUCGGGAAUUGUUUGUUAUGGCUAGGGAACAUGCUCCAUCAAUUAUAUUCAUGGAUGAAAUAGACAGUAUUGGAUCUACUAGAAUGGAGUCCGGUACUGGUAAUGGUGACAGUGAAGUGCAACGGACAAUGCUAGAGCUGCUUAACCAGCUUGAUGGGUUUGAGGCAUCAAACAAAAUUAAGGUUCUAAUGGCCACUAACCGGAUCGACAUCCUAGACCAAGCACUUCUCAGGCCUGGUAGGAUUGACAGAAAAAUCGAGUUCCCAAAUCCCAAUGAAGAGUCCCGCUUUGAUAUCCUGAAGAUUCAUUCAAGGAAGAUGAACUUGAUGCGUGGCAUAGAUCUUAAAAAGAUUGCGGAAAAGAUGAAUGGAGCAUCCGGAGCAGAACUUAAGGCAGUAUGCACGGAAGCUGGGAUGUUUGCGCUCAGAGAACGAAGAGUCCAUGUUACACAGGAGGACUUUGAGAUGGCAGUUGCUAAAGUCAUGAAGAAAGAGACCGAGAAGAACAUGUCCCUCCGAAAACUGUGGAAGUAGUAGAUCUUUGUUACUCGUCUUGUUGAUGUUUGAACUCUCAAAUUUGUUCAUCACCGGACCCACAGAGCAAUCUUUUAAAUUCUAUAAAGCCUGUAACUCCAUGCUAAUACGCCAAGGGUAAAAUACGUUGAACUACGUGAUGCUAAUCUACGAGGUUUUGUGGUUUUGGCCAA
Zingiber officinale is the source of this 1538-nucleotide messenger RNA. Its product is annotated as 26S proteasome regulatory subunit 8 homolog A. The record is from RefSeq and is a predicted model, not a curated record. Gene Ontology annotation, molecular function: proteasome-activating activity; ATP hydrolysis activity; ATP binding. NCBI's taxonomy places the organism in Eukaryota, Viridiplantae, Streptophyta, Magnoliopsida, Zingiberales, Zingiberaceae. The coding region runs from base 103 to 1365 and encodes 420 amino acids. The transcript has 9 exons. Gene Ontology annotation, cellular component: proteasome regulatory particle, base subcomplex. Gene Ontology annotation, biological process: proteasome-mediated ubiquitin-dependent protein catabolic process.